Molecule: messenger RNA, 3631 nt
Organism: Cydia pomonella (codling moth)
Lineage: Eukaryota; Metazoa; Arthropoda; Insecta; Lepidoptera; Tortricidae
Product: transcription factor 15-like
Exons: 4
Coding region: 2647-3057 (136 amino acids)
Biological process (GO): regulation of transcription by RNA polymerase II; developmental process
Molecular function (GO): RNA polymerase II transcription regulatory region sequence-specific DNA binding; protein dimerization activity; DNA-binding transcription factor activity, RNA polymerase II-specific
Source: RefSeq, a predicted model, not a curated record
AUGGUACCUAACAUAGGUAACUCCUGGAAGAAGAUUUCGAUUUUAUACCUAAUCAUUAAAAAUCAGAAUGAUGUAUUUUUUGGCCCACUAACUAAUCAUUUUUAAUGGUUUGAUGGAUUUAACCAUAAUGAGGUAUUUAGGAUUUGUAUAGAUACGUUAUUGAAGUGGCUUUAUAUUUGUAUAAUCAACCAGGAUAUAACAAUAUUCUUAAACUUCAAUGUAAAAAUUUCACAAUUUUCUGCAGUAGGUACUUGAAAUGGACAGUCAGUUGUGGAGAAAUAGUAAAUUGUUAACGAAGAGAUAAAAGGCACUAAUUUCUGCCGAGGUAGUUUGGCGCUCGAGCGCAGUGAGAGCGCCAAUAGUCUGAGGCUGAAAUGAUGCCUUUCACCCGAGUCAAACACUCUACUUUUUAUUUAGAAUGCGAGGAAAGUAAAAUCCAUGUGUUUUUUUAAAUAUAGAAGUAUAAUUUUUUAUAGCAUCUCUUGAGGGUCCUUUAAUUAAACAUUUAGGUAAAAUAAUCGCUAUCUCCAAUGCAGGAACUUAUCACUUUCUGCACACUUUAGAACAACAAUUACCCUCUUUCAGAUAAUGAAAAAUGCAAAUGAUUAUUCUUUUUCCGAUUAGGGUACUUUACCUACCACUCUUCUCUUUACUACCUGUACAGAACUAUAUAGCUGUUUGUUGGUACUAUAGGUACUAUAGGUGCUAUAGGUGCUAUCAUGUGCCAUUAUUGGUUACGCUUCCGUGGUUCUUAUAGGUCGCAAUGUAGACAAUUUAUAAUUUCUGUGUAUCGGAUUUAAAACAGUUUAAAUUAGUAAUUGAAAAGUGACCUGAAAUAACUUUGUGAUAGUUAUUACAAUAUAAAUUCAUAGUUCAUAACUACCGUUUUCAAAGUUACAGUAAGAAUUCAACGGGAACAAACCUAACUAAAGUGAAAAUAAAAUUACGAAUACGGCCCACUAUAUUUUGGCUUUCAUACGUUUAUUUUUUUAAGAAGUAGGUACUUACUUAAGACAGUAAAGCUUUUUAAUGUUACAAAUGAAUACGAAUGGGCCCGCCGUAGUCGUCGAGUCUGGCUAUAACUCAGCCAAUUAGUGGUGUUCUCACGGACGCGGCAUCCCUAGAGAGUGAGAUCGACUCGUGUGAUCGUGUCACGCUAUGAAAUAAUAUUGUAAAUUAAAUAGGUGUAGCUGGUAUUGAUCGUAGGAUGAGCCCAUGCAAUUAGAGCAUCGUCUAAAAUUAAUUGCAUAAAUGAUAAUUGAAAAUUUCACUACUAUUAAUAAAAAUAAACAAAGUUAAAGAUUUUAGAAAUUUCUCAUCUGUAUAUCCUAUUGUUAUGAUUGUGAGGUUGUGACCCAUAAGACUACGAGACUACAGACUAUGAGACUGUAGACUAUGAGAGUCCAGUCCAAGCUUUUACGGAAACUAUUUUAAGUAUACACUUAAAUAAAAUAAAAAUAUCAAAGUAUGUAACAUUGAGGAGUCGAGGACAUAAAAACUUCUCCAAAACGUCUGUUUUUUCGAUUAUGGGGUGAGUCAGCGAGCUAGUUGACAAAUCGCGCAGUUAGUCGUCGCUCGCAUAAAACACAUUUAUGGCGGUAGUUAGCCGGAGCACGGGGUGCGCGUUUUACAUGCUUGAUGACAGCCACCCACCAGGGACGGAUUGCAUGCACACUUGCUAAGUGGGGCGAAAACUGUUAAGAAAUAUUUUCACACAUGUUUUUGUUUGGAGUUAAGUAGGCAAGUAUAUCAAAAUUAUUAAGUAGAAAGAAUUAAUUUAUUCCAUUGCUAAGUUAUUAGCAGUAUUACUUUUUCAAAUGUUUAUAGUGUAAGUUAUCAUACAGGUACCUAUAUGAUGUCAUCAUCAUAUCAGUCUUUUAUCGCCCACUGCUGAGCAUAGGCCUCUCUUCUAGUAGGUACGCCACUUAUCCCGAAACUGAGCCAAUCUCAUCCAGAAGUGACACGCAGUCUUCCGAAAGACGUCCACCCAACGAGCCAACGGACGCCAGGCACUCCUUUCGUCUGAAACCGGCCACCAUUCCGUUAGCAUUUUGGCCCACCUGCCAACACUCAUGCUUUAUAUGAUGUUUAUGUACUUUAAUAAAUAAAAUAAUAACAGAAUACCACCAAUUCAUUAAUUCAUACGUAAACUCUUAGAAACUUACCUAUCCUCUUUGAAAAUUUAUAAAUGAAAUUGUAGCCAUUGCUAGUGAAUUUGUUCCUCGCAAAUACUAAUCAUAUUUGUUCUGAGAUCAAUCGUGGUGUAAAUUCUAUUCUGUUGAAUGUACACAUUUCACAAUAUGUUUGAAAAUUACUACAUAUUUUUAUGUGACGUAUCAUGGUUCUAAACUUGAUCUAAAUUGAGCAAUGUAAUAGUGCAUUUUCUAAAUACGGCCCUGUGUCCUCAGUAGCCAUCUGUUUAUACAAUUAUCGGUUAAGCACCCGCCUCAGAGCGCACUGUUCUUCCUAAAUGACUCCUUCAUGACCGACACCCAUCCCGAUACUUAUUAGGGGCCCGCCGAGCCCCCGGAUUAGUCCGCAUCCCGCAUUCGACCAGCCAACAUUAACUAGCAUCAAUUAAUACAAAUUACCGAAGCGUACACAAACCGCGCACAUCCUAUGUGACAAUCAUUCCAAGUAUACAAUAUGGAGAAUUUCCUGAGCUACCAGUGUUUGAGUGAGGAUUGGGAGAAGCAUGUGUACUCUGUGAGUUCGUAUCAGAAAGAAGUGCCGGUGGUCAAGCAGAGGUGCCAAGCUAACGCGCGAGAGAGAGACAGGACACAAAACAGCGUCAACAUGGCGUUCAACACGCUGCGUCUUCUGAUUCCAACUGAACCACCGGACAGAAAACUCAGCAAGAUCGAGAUCUUGCGGCUGGCCGGCAGCUACAUAACGCACCUCGACAACCAGCUAUAUACAGGUAUCAUCGAUCAACCAUGUUUGCAGAAAACAGAUGAAGAUAAUAAGAAUGGAUCUCUAUGCACUUUUUGUUGGUCAGCUGUUAAGCAAGAUAAGCAUUCUACGGCAAUGGAAAAAUUUUACAAAUCACCUUUCUGAACAGUAUGACUAAGGAUAACAAUACGUUGUAGUAGCCGGUUCGUAGAGUUGGCCAUUGCAUGAUCUGAGAGGCCAUUCCAAAAGACAGGUAUUCCGUUUAUGAAAUCAUCGUAAUAUAUUUGGGAUGUGAUUGGUAAAGUUUGGCCAUUUCAUGUAGUAGCCGUUUCAUGACGUAGUCGGCUAUUUUAUGAACUGCCUCCGAUUUAUGAAAAUGGCUGGUCAGAUUAUGAAAUGCCUAAUUGUACGAUCUAGCUUCGACGCUAAAAUGCUAGUUUAUUUAUUAUUUUUUAUGUUAUGUUUGCUAAGUUUUCGAAUAUCGGCUUAUCGGCGACUAAGAACUCUUAUAUUUUACGCGGUGUCGAAACAUUUUUAAAAGUACAGCGACGAUCAGUAUUGUAUUUUACUGAUAUAUGUUGCGUAGGCGCUAAGACUUACAUAUUACCAUUUACACAAGGCCCGGGGCCUUAAAACUACAAGUUAUUAUAUAAGUCUAAUCAGUUGAAAAUAAUUACUUGAACUUUUAUAAAAUGGGGACCAGAAAGUAAAAUAAAACCAAAAAGUAGAAAAUGGCACU